GUGUGUGUGUGUGUGUGUGUGUGUGUGUGUGUUCCUGCCUGCCUGCCUGCAGACUAUGUGAAGGGCUUCGGGGGAAAGUUUGGAGUGCAGACGGACCGACAGGAUAAGUCUGCGCUGGGAUGGGACCACCAGGAGAAACCCCAGCUCCACGAGUCCCAGAAAGACUAUAAGCGUGGGUUUGGAGGGCAGUAUGGGGUAGAGAAGGAGAAGCAGGACCAGUGUGCUCUGGGCUAUGAGCACAAGGAGGGCCUGGCUAAGCACGAGUCCCAGAAAGAUUACUCUAAAGGAUUUGGAGGUAAAUUUGGAGUCCAGAAUGACCUUAUGGACAAGAGCGCCGGGACGUUUGAGGACGUGGAGAAGGUGACCUCGUCUUACCAGAAAACCAAACCCGUGGAGGCUGCCGCCAACAGCACGGGAAGCAUCAAGGCUCGCUUCGAGAACAUCGCCAAGCAGAAGGAGGAGGAGGACCGGAAGAGGGCCGAGGAGGAGCGAGGCCGUCGGCAGGCCAAGGAGAAGCAGGAGCAAGAGGAGGCGCGCCGUAAAAUCGAGGAGACAGCCAAGGCCCCCUCUCCCGUCCCCGCUGCUGCAAGUCCCAGUCCAAGUCCCAGUCCCACUCCGACCCCACCAGUCCAGCCAGCUGCCGCCCCGGCAUACCAGAAGACGGCGGAAGCUGAGGAGAACAGAGAGCAUCUGUACGAGGCGGUGCCUCCGAACCAGGAGGAGGACCUGUACCAGAACCCCGAAGAGACCAGCCCACAAGCAGGCGACCAGUACGAGUCGGGCGGCGAAGACAUCGGGGUGACAGCGGUGGCUCUGUACGACUACCAAGCAGCCGGCGAAGACGAGAUAUCCUUCGACCCCGACGACAUCAUCACCAACAUCGAGAUGAUCGACGAGGGCUGGUGGAGAGGCGUGUGCAGAGGCGCCUACGGCCUUUUCCCCGCCAACUACGUGGAGGUUCGACAAUGAUGAAAAGAGGAAGGAGACGAUUUCAAAUCCACACUUUGGUCUUUUCUCUCUUCAUCUCGGUGUGAGACGUCCUCAGGUCUCCUAGCCUCCUUUCCUUUGCUCCUUUUUCCUCAUGGCUCUUCUGUCUUGUCCUCUUUCGGAUCACUUAGUUUCUCUCCGUGUAGCAGAUGGAGUUACCUUAGAAUCAUUUUCUGGGCUUUGCAGUAGUUAAAGAUACAAAAUGUGACGUGGACGUUCUGAGUUCACUUCCUGCCUCGCAGCCACAAGUUGCAUUUUGGAUAAUAUAUUCAAAUCAACUUCAGGUAUCGUUGCUUCUUCACAUGUUAGAGGAUGUUUAGUCUCGACCAAAGACCAGAGUAGUGACAGCAAAAGAGAUUGAAAUGUCUCGACUGAGCUCCGACUGCUCCGUUUAGUAGCUCCACCUUAACGUAAGCAGCAGUUUAAGGUGGAUCACGAUGUUCAUCCCACUGUGGACCAAAAAGCUGCUUCGCUUCCUCGGCCUGUCUGCCUAACGUCCGCUGUGUUGCGCAGGAGUUUAAAUCCCUCCUCGCUUCUCGAUGAGAAGAAUUCAGUGAAAGCUUCGUGUCGUACGAAUCUCCUUUUUCUGAUUUUAUAAAUGAUCAAAAAUAAGCUUUCCUGCUUUUUGCAGAUGUUCAUUCACAGAGUUACGAGGCCAUAAUACUAAAAUACUACAGCUCAUAGUAUUACUUUAAUCAUCUCCGUACGUUCUACUGGUUAAGUGUUGAUAUCAUGCUGAGUUAGAUGUACAGAGAGAGAUCAGGAUUCAUGACGCUUUGACAAAUGAUAGAUUUGAAGACAUGUUUUUGUUUCCCAGCGCCGAGGCUGAAAUGUUGAGGGAAUUCUCCAAACACUAAGGGUUCUAACAAACUGCUCGUCUGUCUGUCUGUCUGAGUGACGUCAUUAGAUUCAUCUUUGGGGUUUUGUAUUCAAUCAAUUUAAAAAGUGACCUUUUCAAAUACAUUAUUUUUAUCUGUACUUCUGUUUGCUUAAGUCACAUUACCUGCUUUUUUUUGUUUCAAUAAAUAAACUAUGAAUUAUUA
Molecule: messenger RNA, 2030 nt
Organism: Anarrhichthys ocellatus (wolf-eel)
Lineage: Eukaryota; Metazoa; Chordata; Actinopteri; Perciformes; Anarhichadidae
Product: src substrate cortactin-like
Exons: 8
Biological process (GO): cell migration; regulation of actin filament polymerization
Cellular component (GO): actin filament; site of polarized growth; cortical actin cytoskeleton
Molecular function (GO): actin filament binding
Source: RefSeq, a predicted model, not a curated record